Molecule: messenger RNA, 7227 nt
Organism: Apodemus sylvaticus (European woodmouse)
Lineage: Eukaryota; Metazoa; Chordata; Mammalia; Rodentia; Muridae
Product: vomeronasal type-1 receptor 4-like
Exons: 1
Coding region: 4615-5574 (319 amino acids)
Biological process (GO): G protein-coupled receptor signaling pathway
Cellular component (GO): membrane
Molecular function (GO): pheromone receptor activity
Source: RefSeq, a predicted model, not a curated record
CCCCCCCGCCCCGUCCUCUUUUCUCUCUUUCUCUUCUUCCUUCCUGCCCGCUACCCCUUCCCCAUCUUAAGUAAAGUCCCACGUGGAACUGUUUGGCCUGGUUUAUCUCAUUGUGGCUCAAGUCUCCACCGCAUCCCUGCGGCCCGUGCAGCCCGCAUGUGCGGCGGGCAGACAGGUGACCUGUGUCGCAGAGUAAUGCCCUCCUCUGGGCUCUGUGAGAACUAUAUAUAUCUAUAAAUAAAGCAAACAAUUCACAAAUUUCAGUGUUUUAGAUUAUCUAACCAUGAUGUUGUAUACUCAGAAAACAAUGAACACUUAUGUGACUGUUUCUCAGUGUUAAUAAAGACAUAAUUCUAUAUUUUCCGUUGUUCUGCUAUAGUUUAUUUUAUGUAACAGAUGAAGUGUUUCACAGACAUUAUACUCUUUCCAUAACACUUUAAAAAUAAAUACCAUCUUUUCUAGCAAGCAUUGCAUACUUCCCUCUUGGCUUCCGUUUACUCUCUGAAAUUGAGUUUCCCCUGCUUCUGAACAGGAUGCUAUUUAGGGCUCCAAGACAAAAGUCAGAUGGCUUCUAUUUCUUGCAUGACUGAUUGAAGUUUUCUUCACAGUUGUCUUCGAAUUCCUAGAAUUUUAGGACUCCAAUAUGAAGUGUAAGAAGCAAUAAAAGCUUAGCUGUGAUAUGCCUAUAAGUUGCAGACUGCCUCAGUAUCUAACAUUAAAAGUUACCACAAACCCUUCCUCUACCUUACUACAGACAAGAUCAUGUUAGUAAAUUAAGUAUUAUUAUAAGGGAAUUCUGCUUGUGAUUGCUGAUAAUCUUGUGAUUGGUUUUUGAAACAAAAAAGACCAUUAUUUUAAUAUGUCAUGAUUUGUGAUAUCAUAGUUUUAAGCCUGCUUAUAUCCUGAGAGGGCUUCAUAGGUAAUUACAUCACCACUUUGAAAAUAUAUUGAGUUAAAAUAUUUUCAAGAUUUCAGUAUGUUUUUCUAUAUUUUAUCCAAUCAAAGACGGCCUACUCUUCUAGAGAAAUGUCUGCUGCUCCCACACAGACUUGCCACCCAGUGAAUAGUAUUAAACUUUUCAAUAGCUACAAACAAGGUUUAUUCAAAAGAGUAAAACAAAUUCAGGAGAGAGUAUACAGAGAUACAAAAGUGCUUAUCAGGCCUAAAAUGCUACAGAUAACCUGAACCUCCAAGUAGCAUCUUUAGGAAAAAUAGGUUCUUUGAGUAUGUUGCACUUCCUGUUUGUACCUGUGCAGGGUGAUAACUAUGAAGAAGCUUUUUGUAGUUGUAGACACUAUUAAUUUAUUAGUACUAUAUAUGACUGGGCCAGUGCCCUAAUAACAGAGAUAUGAGUCCUAUUUAAUCAGCUUAGCACAAUUACUGGCCAAUUAUCCCUACUCUAUUUUUCUUUAUGAAAACUGCCGAAAUCCCAGCUGCUCUCCCCAAGUUGUUUAAGUCUAUCCCAGGUUAUUUUUAGUCCAGUAGUCUUUCCGCAGGGUGCACUUCCGGUUCAUUUCAUCUAGCGGAGACCUCCUGUUCUUAUCUUCUCUACUAUCUUUUCUCACUCCAGAGUACUCCCUACCUGUGCCCUACCAGCUCAAUAAAUGCUUGCCUCUAUUCGACCUAAGAAUUGGCUCUAGCCCAUUUUAUUUAACCAAUAGCUUUAUACUGGUGAGCAAGGUUUACACAACAGUGGCAUGUGUACAUGAGAAUUCAUUCAUCUGGGGACAUCCAGAUCAUAGGGUUUACAAUUUAGUAUUUGUAUACACGAUACCAAACCAACUCCCAAUAAAUGCUGGAACAGAACCUAACCCCCUCUCCCACACAGAAAGUCCUGGGCUACUACCAAUGCUAUGUAUAUUAAAUGCCUGACAUAUGCUGGGGGGUUGGUGUAUGAUACCCAUAAUCUUCUUUGUUAAUAUUACUACCAUCUUCUAAGUUUCUACUUAUAGACAGGGGAACCGUGAUAUUGACCUUCAUGUUCAAGUCCUAACAGAGGAGCCUGGAACCCCCUACAUCCUUGACAGAUUUUCCCUUAAACUCUGCCAACAGGAAGGCAUGGUGAUGAUGCUGGCCUGAAGAGGCGGUUGCAGUCACUGAGCAUACCACUUGCCAAUUUCUGAAGAUAGAAAUUUAAUUUAAUCCAAAAUUUCUAGGAAAAUCCCUUAACUCCAAAUAUAACAUCAGGCAUUUCUUUGGAGGGAUUGUCUAAGAUUCUGACUAUGUUCCUGUGGGUGAGAACCCCAACUAUGUACUUAAGCACUUAUUUUUUUUAAAUAAAGGAAGAGGGAAUACUAAUGAAGAAGAAAAUAUUCUAUAAUAUUCCCAUGGGUAUCCCAAUUAGAAGAGAAAUAAGUUUGCCUCUUUAGGGAAGUAAAGAUAUUCAUAGCUCACUGCCAUACCAUCACAUGUCAGACCUCGGGAUUUCCUGCUUGCUCUCUUUCUGAGAUCUUUCUGCUUUCCUCUCAGGAUUAAGAAUUACCAGAUCAACUUCAACAGUAACUUCUUAAUAAAGAAGAAUAUUAAAUUGGCCCUUAUUUUCUAUCAUUAAUGUCUGUGGCAAACACUUCUCAGCAAAGUAUUUUGUUUUUCAAGGCUCUGUGUCUAUUGCUACUGCAGAUGAAAUCAUAAUUGCAAGUCUGAGGGGAGAGGAGAUCAUAGACUCACAGACCCUUAUUUCAGGUACCAUUUAAAGUAUUAGACUUACUCCCCGAGACUAGAGCACUGAGAAUACAAUCCUGGAAGACAUAGGGAUGCAAUUUUCUAACACCUGUCUGGUAAUCAGAGUUUAUGAAGAAAAUGCACUAUCAACAUUCUGGUAAGUCAUCACCUGAGUAAAAUUGGAUGUGAUACUGAAGCUGUUUCGUAUAAGAGAAAGCAGAAUCUCUCCCGAGCAAAGGUUGCACAGCAGCAAGUGACAUUAGAUUCUUGACAUACCACUAGCCUAAUUCUCAUGACUGAAUGUAAUCUUCACUCAUAGAGACCAUUGCCACUUAAUCCAAGUAGCCAUGAAAUCUAGUUUCAAAGUGAUCUAGGCUUUUUAUUAAUCAAUAUUGUUGACCACCUGGGACAAGAAUCCUAAACAAGAUUUUCAGAGUUAUUAACACUGUAUUAUGAUAAGGUUUGUUUUCAAGUUUGUAGUGAAUAUGAAGGAAGUAUCUAGGUUUGUAGAAAAGUGUCCCUCAUCUACAUUUCUGGAAACUGACACUUUCAUGCACACUGAGAUACUUCCUGCAUAUUCAUUACAAACUGAAAUCAAGCCUUGAUGGAAUAUUGGUAUAAUGUUAAUAAUCCUAAAAAAUCUAGUUUAGUUUUCUUCUGGUCAAGGGGCAACAAGAAUGAUUAAUAAUAAGCCUGGAUAAUUUUGAAAACCAUAAAUAAUGAGGCAGGGAAGUGAAAUGCUAGUAGUUAUCACACUGAUAACAUUCCCAUCUCUGACCAAGAGCCUAUCUCCAUCUGUAACCUGGUGAGGACAUUUAGGAAGUGCUAACCUAAAGAUAAACAGUUGUAACAUUGAUUUUCAUAGGAGCCACAAAAUGUUUUCACUGAUUUAAGAUGUUCUUUGUUGAUAGAGAAGAGUUUAUGAAUAUAUGAAGUCUCAGGAAGACUCUCCUCUGUGUUCUGUGUGUGCUUAUUUAAUACUGGUGUUAAGUGUAAGGGCUAAUAAGUGAGUUCACAUCUAAUGAAGUGAGAUCUGAGAAACUAUAUCAUAUUGUGCAUGCGUGGCUCACAAACAUUCAAGUGUGUGUAUAUUAACUGUUUUAAAAAUCAGACUGAAAAUUUACUUCAAUGCUAGUAGCACUACUAAGCCCAGCUAAUGACUGGUACUUAAGUUCAUCUCAUGAAGUAAGCAAUGUAUUCAUUCCUUUCUAUACAUCUUUACAAUUAUGUGAUUUCUUUGUUUUAUAAGGUGAUGUUUUGGCAACUGAUCAACCAACAAGUUUUGGGAUUGUUUGAUAUACCUGUUUUCUUUAUAUGAAAUAAGUGAGUUCUAGGUCAACACAUUUGACUUAUGCUGUACUUUAUUCAUUGCACAGAUAUAUAAUCUUGCAGGACCCUGAGUUAUUGUGUUCCUAUAGUUUAUGCACUUCUAUCAGCAGAUCUCAGUGUUCACUAAUGAUUCCUGUUGGUCUAUACCAUUAAUGUUCACAAACAAAUGGUUACUUGAAAUAGAAAAAAAUCAUAAAAGUCUAGCCAUGUGUGAUACAAUAAGAACAUAAGAAAACAGAGGCAAAUACUCCUCAGCCAUACUUGAAAAAUUCAAUAAAUAACUAGUACUCGUGGAGCUUUUAAAAUGGUUAUACACCCACAAUAUCACCGCCUAGCCAGCUACUUCCUCUCACUCUCCUGAGACAAGCAAAAUUUCUAAAUCUCAACUAUGCAUUAUGUAACUCAGAUUCCUUCAUCUUCAUUGAUAACAUAUUAAGUAAUAGUAUCUGCAUCAUAGUUUUAGAAGAGUCAACAAAUUCUAUGUUGUUCUUACAAAUCUGGGAUCUAUACAUUACAUUUUUUAAAAAAUCACAGUGAAUCACUUAUUAAUUCUACUGAGAAUAAGUUGCAUGUCAAAUGCUGGGUUUUAAGUAGCAAGGUGCAAGUAGCCCAUGCUUACCCCCCAUGCAGAAUCCUCAGGUUCAGGCAGAAGUGUCUCAUCAAAUCAUGUCUGCUGAUGUGGCUAUAGGUAUUAUUUUGGUAUCACAGACUGUUACUGGAAUUUUGGGCAAUUUUUCUCUCCUCUACAAUUAUAUCUUGCUUUACUUCAAAUCAUACAAAUUAAAGGAUAUGGACUGGAUUUUGAUGCACUUAAUCUUAUCCAACUUCUUAACUCUCCUAUGUAAAGGUGUUCCACAAGGAAUGGCAGCUUUUGGUUUUCAAUGUUUCUUCAAUGAUUUUGAGUGCAAGCUGCUCUCCUACUUUCAUAGGGUGGGGAGAGGUGUGUCAUUUGGCAGCACAUGUUUACUGAGUGUCUUCCAGGUCAUCACCAUCAGCCCAGAGGAUACUAUUUGGACAACCUUUAAAAAAAAAGCCCCCAAGUACAUCAGCUCUUCCCUAUACUUGACCUGGAUUCUAUCUCUCCUUUUUAGCAUUGUUUCCCUUCAGUAUAUGUCCACAAAACUGUGCAAUGUUAACAAUACAAGUCUUAAAGACUUAGGUUACUGUUCUUCUUUCCGUUUUGACAAAACUGCUGAAGUGCUGCAUGCAGUAUAUGUGAUUAUCCCUGGUGCUGUGUGCCUGCUUUUCAUGCUAUGCUCCAGUGGUUCCAUGGUUCUCAUUCUGCACAGGCACAAGCAGAGGAUGGAACAUAUGAUUAGGAGCAAUAUUAUCCCUAGAUCCAGCCCUGAGUCCAGAGCAACCCAAACCAUUCUUCUCCUAGUGAGUACCUUUGUCUGUUUUUAUACACUAUCCACACUUUUUACCAUUUGUUUAAACAUUUUGGCUAAUCUUCCCUGGCAUCUAGUGAGUGUCCAUGCUAUAUUCUCCAUGUGUUUUGCUUCUGUAAGCCCCUACUUGCUCAUGAGACAUGGUUCCAGCACAUCUGUCCACUGCUUUGCUUGGAUGAACUAUCGAAAAUUCUAAAGGUCAUUUAGUGUAUUUCAAGCCCUUAUGGAAUUCUCAUGUUAUUUAUCAUGCUCAGAGAACUGCAUUCAAUAGGAAUAUAUUUUGUAUAACAAUAUUUAGUGCUAAAGGUAUGUGCAUAUUUUUGCUUGCUUGCUUUCAUAAUGGAACAAGUCAGCACAUAUUUACUGAGAUUGUAUUCACUAGCCUUCAAGCAAUACUACUGGAAGACAACAUAAAACAUAUCAAUCACAAGGGAUAGAAAGAUUCAAAUAAUUGUGAUCUUCAGGAAUUGAAGUAAUGAUAACUACAACAAUAACAAAUUGCUUUCAAACAAAAAUCCAUUUUAUACUAGCUUUUCUUUCCGGGCAUGAGUGAAAAUGAAAAUAAAGUGUAAUUCUUUCAUUAUUCUCCCUGUGUUUCAUAUUAGUGGUGUUACUUUAAAUACACUUGGAACUAAUACACACAAUAUUUCAGUUGAGUCCAUGCAACAUGACUUUGUCUUUCUGGAAAUGGGGUGCAUAUAUAGUGGGUGCCGAUCACCACGUGGUGUCUGCUUUAUGUCAUACAUGCAACUUUUUACUAUGUGUGGAUUUUCACUAUUUUUAAUUGCUUACAUAGCCAUGCACAUAAUCAGAAUUUAAAAUAAAUGCAUUCUGUUGUUGAAAAGAGUCAAAAUCUAAAAUAACUGAAUGAGUAUCAAAAAUGUCAAAUUAGGACAUGACAAGCUUGGAUUCCUUCCCUAGAUUCAAUUUUCAGUUACUAGUGUGUAUCUCUGAAGCACUCGGGAAAGUCAGGCUUCUUGUUGUUAAUAACAUUUCCCAGUAAAAGUACCCUCUGCAUGGAGCUUCAACCUUGGAAAUGAGUAUUCCACUGCCCGUCAUGCUUUUCCUUGGUUAGAAUCAAGAUCUCACAGGAGAAGUUGUUGCCUAUACUGUGGCUGCAAAAGACUGGGCCUGACAACAGCCAAUCAAGCAUCAGAAAGGAACUUCUGGGAUUUUUACCUCUCAAUAGCAAGCGUUGUCUAUGGAUUAAUUGUGGCCAUUUGCAACCCAUUGUCUUCAUAGCAGAACCGUUAAUAUAGCAGUUUCCUGUAAGUUGAAACAUUCCCUCAAGUGGAAGUAUGGGGGAGGUGAGGUCAUUGGAAUCAGAAAGAAGACAAAUUUUCCUUGUUUGCAAAAGAAGAAACUCACAAGGAUCGCACAUUCCUCUCUUCAGUGCUAUUAAACAGUCAGUCAACUGUUGUGUGGGGUGGCUCCAGCUUCUGCUUCUCUCUGCCUAGAGGAGUUUGGUAGAUGGUGGGAAUGCUUAACAGCCAUAAAUAAGCUUUAGGAUUGCCUUUUAAAUCUCUGUGUUUCUGUUAGUGAUGUACUUGCUUUUCUUUCUGUUUCUGUUGUGAUGGUUAACAUUUUACUUAAAGUUUAAACUUACUUUAUGAGAAACCACAAGGCAAAGAUGCUUCCAUCAGGAAAGCUCGUAAACUGUACAAAGUAUAACCUGGCAGCCUAUUCCUGUUUAUUUCCUCAGACACUGAAGACUAUUUGAAAAAAAACUGCUAUGCUUUUGAUUAAUAUUUUAUUUAUUUAUAUCCCAAAUGCUGUCCCCUCUCACAAAGUUUGUCUUCUCAUCCCCCACCCCCUGCUGUUUGCCUCUGAGAGGGUACCCCACCCUGGU